This is a messenger RNA of Opisthorchis viverrini, 834 nucleotides long. RefSeq lists its product as hypothetical. NCBI's taxonomy places the organism in Eukaryota, Metazoa, Platyhelminthes, Trematoda, Opisthorchiida, Opisthorchiidae. The coding region runs from base 1 to 834 and encodes 277 amino acids. The transcript is spliced from 4 exons. The record is from RefSeq and is a predicted model, not a curated record.
AUGGAUUCUUAUCAUCUCCAGUGCUUGCAGUUUAAACGUGACAGAACUAUCGAUUUCAACGCUACUAAUGUUUUCAUAAAAGGCGUUCCCGAGUCCCGAAAAUUCCAGUCACACGAUGCGUUUCUCCUGUCUGAGGUUCAUCAGCUCCUCGUGCCCAGGGCUUCUGAGAUCAACGAAGCGCCCCGUCCGUUCGCACAUUUGUGGCCCGAAAGCGAGAAACGCGGAGAGCGCAGUGGUUUGUUUCCGUCACACGUAAAUGUGAAGCGCGGCUUCCACACCAGCACGAUGUGGGCUCCGUACCCGGAAUACCGUCGGACUACUGCCACUGUUAUUGUUGUUGAUGACGAUGAUAAUGAUGAUGAUGACGAUGAUGAUGAUGAUGAUGACGAUGAUGAUGAUGAUGAUGACGAUGAUGAUGAUGAUGAUGACGAUGAUGAUGAUGAUGAUGACGAUGAUGAUGAUGAUGAUGACGAUGAUGAUGAUGAUGAUGACGAUGAUGAUGAUGAUGAUGACGAUGAUGAUGAUGAUGAUGACGAUGAUGAUGAUGAUGAUGACGAUGAUGAUGAUGAUGAUGACGAUGAUGAUGAUGAUGAUGACGAUGAUGAUGAUGAUGAUGACGAUGAUGAUGAUGAUGAUGACGAUGAUGAUGAUGAUGAUGACGAUGAUGAUGAUGAUGAUGACGAUGAUGAUGAUGAUGAUGACGAUGAUGAUGAUGAUGAUGACGAUGAUGAUGAUGAUGAUGACGAUGAUGAUGAUGAUGAUGACGAUGAUGAUGAUGAUGGCAAUGAAGAUAGUGAUGAGGACGAUCACGGGGAGGGAAACGAGGAUGAAUAA